This is a messenger RNA of Merops nubicus (carmine bee-eater), 1503 nucleotides long. It is a transcript of the gene SMAP2, whose product is annotated as small ArfGAP2. The record is from RefSeq and is a predicted model, not a curated record. Gene Ontology annotation, molecular function: GTPase activator activity. The transcript has 9 exons. Bases 142 to 1185 code for a protein of 347 amino acids. NCBI's taxonomy places the organism in Eukaryota, Metazoa, Chordata, Aves, Coraciiformes, Meropidae.
GCAGGGCCACGAUGGGCAUCCUGGAAUAUUGGUGUCUUCAUCUGCAUUCGUUGUGCUGGCAUCCACAGGAACCUGGGAGUUCAUAUAUCCAGGGUAAAAUCUGUCAAUCUUGACCAGUGGACACAAGAACAGAUACAGUGCAUGCAGGAGAUGGGAAACGGGAAAGCAAAUCGUCUUUAUGAAGCCUACCUGCCAGAGAACUUCAGGAGACCUCAGACAGAUCAAGCUGUGGAGAGCUUCAUUCGGGACAAGUACGAGAAGAAGAAAUACCUGGACCGAAGUAUUGACAUCAGCACGUUCAGGAAAGAAAAGGAUGACAAGUGGAAGAGGAGUAAUGAGGCAAUCUCAGAAAGAAAACUGGAACCUAUCAUCUUUGAGAAGGUGAAAAUGCCUCAAAAGAAAGAAGAAACGCAGCAGUCUAGGAAAAGUUCUCCUAAAUCUACUGAACCAGUAAUGGACUUGCUGGGACUUGACGCUCCUGUGACCACCACAGUCACAAAUGGCAGGCCUAGCAGCUUGGAGAAGGAUCUGGAUCUUUUUGCCUCGGUGGGAUCAAACUCUGACUCCAGGAAGGUCACUGGCUCUAUGCCAACAUCUGGAUGUGCUGGUUCUGUUCCUGAAAACCUGAACCUCUUCCCUGAGCCGGGAGGCAAAGGAGAGGAGGUGGGGAAGAAGCAGCUCUCUAAAGACUCUAUCCUCUCCUUGUAUGGCUCUCAAACACCUCAGCUGCCUGCACAAGCGAUGUUCAUGGCCCCAGCUCAGAUGGCCUAUCCUGCAGCAGCCUACACCAGCUUUCCAGGAGUCCCCCCCUCCAGCAGCAUGAUGGGAGGCAUGGUGGCCCCAUCUGUGGGCAUGAUGGCCCAGCCUGGGGCCGCAGGGCUGGUGACUCCCAUGGCCAUCCCAGCAGGGUACGUGGGCAACGUGCAGGCGGCCGUCCUCGGCGUCCCCAACGGGCUGCUGGCUGCACAGCAGGCUGGCUACGUGGCCACCAUGGCAGCAGUGCCCCAGCCCCUCUACGGCGUGCAGCCAGCCCAGCAGCUGCAGUGGAACAUCACCCAGAUGACCCAGCAGAUGGCUGGGAUGAACUUCUAUGGAGCUAAUGGCCUGAUGGGGUAUGGACAGUCGAUGGGCGGAGGAGGUGCCCAGGGAAGCAAUCAGUCCCUCAGCACUCAGAUGUCCAAAUGAGCCCUUGCGUUGUGACCAUUUUUGCCUUCUGUUCUGUUCUUCAAAACUGCUCCAUGAGACAUUCAGGGUUUUUCUUUCUGGCUGGCUGCCCAGCCCGAGCCUCUUUCCAUAACUGAGACCCAUCUCUGCCUUUUCACUGUCAGACACGGUGAAACCACCUCAGUGGUCAGAACAUGAGCUCCCCUGUAUUUAGCACAGUCAAUGCACACUUCUGGGGGGGACCCCCCUCCUUGCACAAACCUCCACUAAUGCUUCUGGGUAGCACUUGAUGUCCUGCUGGGUACCUGGGCAGAGGCGACCGAGGAACGUGGGAGACCU